Molecule: messenger RNA, 1943 nt
Organism: Epinephelus lanceolatus (giant grouper)
Lineage: Eukaryota; Metazoa; Chordata; Actinopteri; Perciformes; Serranidae
Gene: lcmt1
Product: leucine carboxyl methyltransferase 1
Biological process (GO): C-terminal protein methylation
Cellular component (GO): cytosol
Molecular function (GO): protein C-terminal leucine carboxyl O-methyltransferase activity
Source: RefSeq, a predicted model, not a curated record
UGUUCAUAUAUUUAUAUCUGCGACUUGUUAUUAGCCAGCAAAACAAUGCUUCUUGCUUAAAUGCUGCACGUUUUCAUACAACUUGUAUUUUGUUUAACAUAUACGAGUACCCGAGCAACCCGACUACGCUCUCAGUAUUAUUCUUAAUUUUCCUCGUUCCGUUAAAUAACCCCACCUGUCAAAGUCAAGCUAGUCCGUUAGCUUGUAGUAACUAGCCACUGUACAGCAGGUGGACGAGGUUAUGCGACGCUUACAGCUUUAAUGGUGGCAACAUAAAGAAAAGGAUCGUUAAUGGCAGCUCGGCAACCCUUCACAGACUCGGAUACUGCAGAUGAAGCAGUGAGGGCGACCUGUGACGAUGCAACCACAUGCAAAAGGUUUGCUACCAGUAAAGGUUACUGGAAGGACCCCUAUAUCCAGUAUUUCGCAAGAUCUGUAGGGGAGCGGAAGGCACCUGAAAUCAAUAGAGGUUACUAUGCCCGCGUUCAAGGGGUUAACCAUCUCCUUGACGCAUUUAUAAGAAAAACAGAGUGCGACUGUCAAGUAAUCAACCUGGGCGCUGGACUGGACACUACGUUUUGGAGACUUAAGGAUGAAAACCUCAUGCCACGGAAGUUCUUUGAAGUUGACUUUCCAACAGUUGUGGCCAGGAAAAUACACAAUAUCAAGACAAAACCGCCUCUGUCCAAACCCCUCAUCGAAACCCACUCAACAGACUCCUUACUACUAGAUGCCCACAGCCUUGACUCAGACCGUUACUGUAUUAUUGGAGCGGACCUCAGAGACAUCUCUAGCUUGGAUGAAAAACUGAAGAAGUUCCAGCUGAAUCCAGAAUUACCUACACUGCUCCUGUCAGAGUGUGUUCUGGUCUACAUGACGCCCUCCCAGUCCUCCAAUGUAGUUCACUGGGCUGCAGAGACCUUCCACACCGCCAUGUUCAUCAACUACGAACAGGUGAACAUGAGUGAUCGAUUUGGCCAGGUGAUGAUCGAGAACCUGCAGCGUCGCCAGUGCACCCUGGCAGGAGUGGAGGCCUGCCAGUCACUGGACUCUCAGAAGGAACGGUUUCUUAAGACAGGCUGGGAGCAUGCUGACGCUCUGGACAUGAUGACGGUUUACAGUAUGCUGCCCCAGGAGGAUGUGGGAAGAAUCGAGCGUCUGGAGUUUCUGGAUGAGAGGGAGCUGCUGCAACAACUUCUUCAACACUACAGCAUCUGCUGGGCCACCAAGGACAAGCUCAACCUGGGUCUGUCGCAGUUGGCAUUUUGAGUGUGAAACCGCUCAGCCGUUGGACAUGAUUUAAUAUGUGUGUACGCCAAAAUCAACAGCAGGAGAAGGAGCGGGAAAAGGAGAAGUUGGGAAAGAGGAAACCCCGUAUUCUCCGUCAAGCUCUCGUCUGGGAGCUGUUCCGGGGCAAAAACUCCUGGCAUCAGCAGAAUGUGAUUUGACGAGCAUCCUUUGUGACCCCGCAGGUCUCCAAGAUGCGAGGCUGAGAAUUGUGACGAGGUUUGUCUCUACACUGGCACAGAGUUACAGACUGUAAAAAAAGAUCAAGAUGCUUUCAGACAAAUUUUGUCUGUGACUUCACAGUCACUUAAACACAAAUAUGAUUUCAAAAUCUGCUCACCUGUGUUGGAUUUUAAUGUUUGUUCUUUUCUGCUUUUUAUGUGCCACUUUGAUUUUAUUUAUUAAUCAGUUGUACUUUCACACCCAUUUUCUUACAAAACACACACCAACGCAUGCGAUAUAACUAGUGUCAAACUGCAAGAAAUGCAUUACAUCACAAUCAUCGAUUCAUUUAUAUUUGUCUGUAAAACAUUUUCUAUUCUUGAGUCUAGUUUGAAACAGCAAAGAGGACACACAGAUUAGUUUGUGACAGAUUAUAUUUGAUGAAGAAUGUGAAAGUGCUGUUAAAUAAAAAAAGUCUCUUUGUGUAAGACUGU